AUGAAUAAACUAAAGGCAGGGAUAGAUUACAGAGGAGAGGAAUGCUAUAAAGAUAGCUUUCAGAGCUCCUUUCUAGUAGUUCUAUACGUACUAUCAACUAUCCUCGAGGGUUUUGACAAGAUUUAUCCCGACAGGGGCCCAAAAGUCACUGCAGACCUUCAAAAAGAGAUAUUACUUUUGGAAGUUAUGGCUCAGAAACCUCACAAAACAGUGGCGAGAAUGCUCGAGAGUAUUAUUGACUGGCGUAUUAUGGCAAUGGGGCUCGAGAGGGAGAUAAUCAAUGACGGCAGCGCGCGAGAAAUAAGUCAAAAUCGAAAAUUUAUCAAAGAACUGGGCGCUGCAUUUACACCAGCCAGGGUAGUGGAAGAAAUAGUCGCUACCCGAGAGAGUGGUGUCACCAAAGUCACCGGUGACCUUACAAUAACUACCAUUUGA
Molecule: messenger RNA, 435 nt
Organism: Microsporum canis CBS 113480
Lineage: Eukaryota; Fungi; Ascomycota; Eurotiomycetes; Onygenales; Arthrodermataceae
Exons: 1
Coding region: 1-435 (144 amino acids)
Source: RefSeq, a predicted model, not a curated record